This is a messenger RNA of Myripristis murdjan (pinecone soldierfish), 4658 nucleotides long. RefSeq names its product isthmin 2a (gene ism2a). The record is from RefSeq and is a predicted model, not a curated record. Bases 505 to 1905 code for a protein of 466 amino acids. The transcript is spliced from 6 exons. NCBI's taxonomy places the organism in Eukaryota, Metazoa, Chordata, Actinopteri, Holocentriformes, Holocentridae.
CCUGGUAAUGACAGACAGCGAUGUCAUUUCAGCCAAGAGCAGAGAUCGGACUUUAUUGAUUCAUUACUUUGGAGUUGCUUAUUGGCUACCGCAGCUUUGCUUUGCCAGUGCCAAAGCCUCGGAGGCUGCAGAAAAGCACCGGAGAUUGUUUCUCCUCAGCUCACAUCAACGGCAAAGUUAACCUCUGGACACGUGAGGAAUGAAGAAGAUCCCUCUGGGUCUGAUUUUUAAACGUGUGCAAAUAUCACUAGAUUGUACUGAGAGUAAACGGCAGAGGUUCUUAUACGAGAGAAGAGUUGGAGGAACGGAGUAUGUAUAAGCGCACGGAGAGCACGCACGAGUAGCCGCUUUGUAUGAGCUUCCCCUCUUUGCUCGACCUAAACGCUGAAAUGCUUUGAACCCUCAGCCCUCAGAAACGAGGCUUGUCGGGCGUAGGGAUUUCCGAGCCGCGCCUCAGCAUCCCACUACUUAGGACAUCUAACCCAUAACAGAAGUUUUGUAAAGAUGCAGAGGGAAGCGUCUCAUCUCUGGCUGGUCGUCCUGACUCUGAUGUCUGUAUCUGUCAGCGGAUUUCCCACAAGUCUGAACAGUGUUACGGAAAAACAUAAGAACACGUCAUCUUCGGUUAUCGAGGUGAUAGCUGAGCGUGGUCAUGAAGAUGUCCAUCAGAUUCUAGAGGAGUUUCAGCAGCAGAACCAUCUCCAGACCCUGCCUUCCACCUCAUCUUUAACUAGGUCCAGACACCGCUGGUCCCAGCACCACCACCAGGGUGUCCUCCCCCUACCUGAACCAGAGGAGGAUCCUGAACCUUUCAUCUUGGACCUGAGGAAUUUUCCAGACCUGGCAAAUGCAGACAUGGGCUCACAGAACCCCAACAUCCAGGUGACCAUCGAGGUAGUGGACGACCCCCAGACUGAGACGGAGAUGGAGAUGGACCUGGCCAAGGAGGGCCAGCGAAAUGACUGGUCAGUGUCCUCCUCAGAGUGGGCCAGCAACCACAAGAAGCUGUUCUGGCCGCUGUUUUGGGAGUAUCCCGAGCAGGUAGAGAACGGGCUUGGCCAAGCCAGUCUGGAGGAGCAAGCUGAGGACUACAACUACGAUCCAGAAGAGCCUGCACUGAGUGGAGUGGGUGGAGACUGGGGUGGUCACUGGAACAAAGAAUGGGAUGCCAAGGAUAACUAUGAAUAUGAGGAGGAGUGGAGCGAUUGGUCACCAUGCAGCAUUACCUGUGGCCACGGCACCCAGAAGCGCAUUCGUUCCUGUGGCUAUGCAUGCACAGCGACAGAGUCACGCACAUGCGACCUUGAGAGUUGUGCUGACACCGUGGAGGCAGUGACUGAGCUGACACCCACCCAGACAACCAACAGCACUGACUCUCUAGACACUAAUGUGGACAGCUGUGAGAAGUGGUUAAGCUGCAAGAACGACUUCCUCCAGAAGUAUCUGCACCAAGUGCUCACAGAGCUCCCCAGCUGCCCCUGCUCCUACCCUUCUGAGGCUGUUUACAGCGCUGUCAACAUCCUGGAUGCAAAGCUCGACAAGACCUACCGCUGGAGAGACGCAAGUGGACCUAAAGAACGCCUGGACAUCUACAAGCCGUCAGCCAGAUUCUGCAUCCGCUCCAUGCUGUCAUAUGACAGCACUACGUUAGCAGCACAGCACUGUUGCUAUGAUGACCAAAUGAGAUUGAUAACACGGGGAAAAGGAGCGGGGGCACCAAAUUUGAUCAGUACAGAGUUCUCGCCGGAACUGCAUUACAAGGUGGAUGUACUGCCUUGGAUCCUGUGCAAAGGAGACUGGAGUCUGUUUCACUCUGUAAGGCCACCCAAUAAUGGCUUGGGCUGUGGCGAUAAUCCCCCAGAACAAGCGUUUCAGAUGGAACUUAAAGAGGCAAAGGAGUAUUAACAUCCAGAGGUCAUGAGGUCAUAACAAGAGGAGAAGAUGGAAGCGAAAUGUGACUGCCAGUUUAAAUCUCCAUCAGGCGCAGAAAUAAAAUAAUGCUGUGUGUAAGCGCUUUCAAGUUCUUCACAGUUUUUCUCUUUUUGGUCAUUUCCUCCCAAAUACUGUGCUAUCCUGGAGGGGCGAAAAGUGAAAUGUAACAUUAUUCCAGUCUUCCUGUAGCCAUCUGCCAUGGGCGGGUUCAGCUUCUCUCCCAGUUGAGCUCCUUUGGCAAAUUUGCAAGCUUGAUGGGACACAUGGAUAACUUCUGUUAAUAAAACAGGCUGUAACUUUGAAAGCAUAUGGGGUUAUGAAUGAAAUGAAAGACAUGGACAACCACAAAGGGGAAAGCUGUCUUAUACUCCAAUGUAUAUCGUCGGUGCACAACAACAACUGAAAUAACACUGGUGUUGGAACUUUUGGGAGGCAAUGAAAAAACAAACAAACAUUUGGUUUGGUUGAAUGAUCAGUAUGUUCUGUAAGUACCCUUUUCAACCAAUCCCUGUACCUGUAUGAAUCUGUGUUGCUGCUAUGCUAUUAGGAUGUACUGAGCUGAGGUGAAUGGUUGUGGCGUGUAUGUGUACGUAUGUAUGCAUGUAUGUGUUUUGAAAGAUGAGCUCAAUGAAAAGAAUAUAUUUAUUGGACUCAUAUGGGCCUGAAAUACAGCAACUCCAGUCUCAUGAAAGUCUCAUGAAAGGAAUUCCUGUCAAGCUGCUAAAACAGGGAACGAAGUCAAAUGAUCUAUUGCCCACUAGGUUGUCUUUAACCCUAUUUGGAUGGGAUUACUUUCAUAAGGUUAGGUGGGGUAAUGUAAUCUUUACCAGAGCAUGCAUCUCAUCGUAUUUCCAUCUGAAUCUUCGUAUUUGUUGGGGUACGUUAGAGGAGAGAUUCUGCCUUGGCCAAUUUGGAGAUUAAGUACAUAAUCUCUUACACAUUAACAUUACAGAGGUCCUGUUUAAAAGAGAUGGUAAACACAGAUAUGGACUCUUUUAUUUAUUAUUAUGUUUUAGUACUACCGUCAUCAUCCAAGAUUUUUAGAGUUCCUAAAAGUCAAUAACUGCAAUGAACUGCAGAUUUAGGGGCUGCAUUUUUAUUUUAUUCUAUUCCAGCAGUUCCCCUUGUAGUGUAACAAUAUUAUCUGGACCCUGGUAAGACCAACCACCUGAGCAGCAAAGUUAAAAUGUCCUGUUUGCUGGUUCCCACAGCUCUUUCUGUUCCAACAAACAGGAUAUUUUAACUUUGCUGCUCAGUGCAACAAUAUGUUAGCUGCAACAAUAUGUUAGCUAAUGUUUUCCUAGCCAAUAUUGCUGUAAAACUCAAUUGCUAAUAAUUUUGCUUAGCUAAAACUAAAACUUACCAUAUUAGUUUGAAGCCCUUUGCUGGCUUACCUUUUCUGAUACAACAUAAGCUUGGUAAAAAAAAAAAAAAAAAAAAAAAAAAAAAUCUUAGGUAAAAUUGGCUUAUAUUCACAUUCAGGUACAGCACAAAAUUAGCAGCUGUGCUAACGAGAUAACGAUUACUGUUUUGGUGCCAUGCCAUUGAUCCGGUGGCCCAUUAUUCCAAAACGCCAGCUGUCUGAAACAUGUCCCUUUGGAACAAAAGCCCAUUAGUCCAACUGCCUGUUAUCCAGAAAACACUUGCCCAGUUCUCUGAAGGUCCACUGUUUCAAAAGUACACUGUUGAGUUCAGUGAAUACCAUUAUGGCAGGUUUUUCAUCCCUGCAGAAAAAUGCAUCCUCCCCUGUUUACCCUACCUGUAACCUGAGGAACCCCUGUCUAAACUUAACCAAAUUUGGACAUUUUUCAGACUGUUGGCAUUUUGGAAUAAUGGGCAUUUGUUUUUCAGGAUAACGGGCCAUCGGACUAAUGGGCUUUCAGUACAAUUGGAAAUUUUUGGGACUAUUUGGGUUUUGGAAUUAUGGACCUUCAGAUCAAUGGGCAAUCCCCACUGUUCCUCACUACUCUUUGAUGAGCCUAGCCAGGCUGACUAGUCAAUCAAAUAUGGGGUGGGAGGAAUAAAAACUGAGGUUCUGAUUGGAUUGCACCACUCCUAUGAGUGAAAGUAGCCUUUCAUUUCCAGCAAAACCAGUCAUUUUACUUAGAGGCCUCACUCCAUAGAAAGGACUUUAGAUUCUUUAGAUUCUCAAGUUUCAUAUUCUCUACACCCAGUGACAACAAAACAUUGUAUUGACAAAUUGAAUUGUAAAGUAUCAACAAUCCUUAUGGUUACUCUGCACUGUCCUGAAAACUAAUCCAAUCCAAAAAAGCUUUAUACAUUUUUUGGUCAUCUUUCUCUCUCUCUCUCUCUCUCUCUCUUUGUCUGUCUCCCUCUGACUGAUGUCAAACCUGCCAUGUCUUCAGUCUGCAUUUUAUAGGCUGUACUUUCUCAUGUAACAUUAAGGGAAAUCUCAAACCUCUUGAAACUCAUAUAUACUUAGUCAUCUCCAGUGUCAGUUAGUCUUUGCAUACUUUGGAGUCUUGGUGACUGAGUUUAUAUAUACCAGCACCUUCUCUGUAAUAAGGUUCCUUUUGUUGAUUGAAACUCAUGCUCAUCCUCUUGGCUAUUAGCACUUUUUGUACUCAAGCAUUGUUCCACUUAGCUGAUCUGUGUUGCAUUCCAUCAAAUGCAGCCCUUGAGUGUUCCUUGACACUUAGAGAGAGGCUCUGAAAGAAUGGGGGCGUGAAAAGACGGGUGAAAAGUGAGAUGAUAGUGACUGAUUG